UUUGUCGCCGCUUUAGUAGCGUUCCAACCUUCUGUCACUUGAGAAGCUUCACCAUCCACAAGAUGCUUUUAAUUCAGGCACUGGCUACACUUUUGCCACUUUUGCUGCAAGCCAGCAUUGCUGCCGCCACACAGUCUGAAUUUGCUGAUUUGCCAGCCAAUAUGAGAGAACAGCUGAGUCCCCGUUUGCUGUACAGGAAGGCGAGUGGCGUCCAGCCUUAUUACAAGGACCCUGUCAAGAGUGUUCGUAAUUUGCUAGAUAAAUUGCAGCUUAAUCAUCUUAAUUACGAGAUAAUUAGAGCCACACAGACCUCCACAGCUGAACUGCUCUUUGAAAUGAGAUCAUAUGAGCAGGCAAUUGAGAUUGCCACGGCCUGGACGAGGAAAUUGAGGUACAAUGCAGAGCACGGAGUGGCAGACACAUGCCCGAGAAGUGCCCCCUCCUGUGUGAGCAAAGAUUUUGAGCUGAAGCAAACCGAAAGGGAUUUCUAUGUGGGCGGUGCCACCUACAGAAUGGGGAGACCAUAAUGGAACUGUGUAUUGUUUUCGAUGAAAGUUUGCUAUCUUAUCGCUAAUAAAAGUAACGAUUGCUGCUA
Molecule: messenger RNA, 595 nt
Organism: Drosophila obscura
Lineage: Eukaryota; Metazoa; Arthropoda; Insecta; Diptera; Drosophilidae
Exons: 2
Coding region: 63-527 (154 amino acids)
Source: RefSeq, a predicted model, not a curated record